Molecule: messenger RNA, 1011 nt
Organism: Oppiella nova
Lineage: Eukaryota; Metazoa; Arthropoda; Arachnida; Sarcoptiformes; Oppiidae
Source: the annotation of a GenBank genome assembly
AUGAUGCUCUUCCUCUUGUUAGUGCUUCUCUUGUAUUCACUCAACACUACUGGAGUUGAUAGCAGAGCGUCGGGAUGUGGCAAACAGCAGAUCAUUAGGACAUCCAAAGUGGUUGGAGGCAAUGAUAGCUAUGAUGGAGAGUUUCCAUGGGCUGAAUGGCAAUCAUCACGAGAUAGCAGAGCGUCGGGAUGUGGCAAACAGCAGAUCAUUAGGACAUCCAAAGUGGUUGGAGGCAAUGAUAGCUAUGAUGGAGAGUUUCCAUGGGCUGUAUCCAUACGCAGGAAUGGCAAUCAUCACUGCGGUGGUGUAAUAAUAGGCCAGCGCUGGAUCUUAACGGCCGCUCAUUGUGUUCAGAGUCAGUUGAACUCCAACUUUGUGGUCAGAAUCGGUGAAUACGAUUUGUUUCGCAACGAUCACAACACACGUGACUAUUCUGUCGAGAGGAUUGUCAUUCACGACAACUAUAGCCGACAUUCAGGUUUCAAAAGUCCGGCCAAUAUUAACAACGCCGACAUCGCUCUGCUUAAGACGGACGCCGAUAUCCAUUGGAGUGAAUACGCGUGGCCCGUAUGCUUCCCACCCAAUGACGUGAUAUCACUGGCGGGACGGGAGGGAGUGGUGGUCGGGUGGGGCAAGAAGACCGAGAAGAGUGAGGUGUACAGUGAAAAGUUGCAAAAAGUCAAAUUGUCAAUCAUUGACAACAAACUCUGUCAGCAGUGGUUCCGAAUGGCCGGAAGAGAUAUGCAAAUACACGACAGACUCAUAUGCGCCGGUCAGAGGAUCGGUGGUAGGGAUGCCUGUCAUGGGGACUCUGGAGGGCCACUACUUCUCAAAUAUUCUUCUGGUGGACCGGAGUAUUAUUUUGUUGCUGGAAUUGUAUCGACAGGAAUAGGUUGUGCCCGACCAUUAAUGCCCGGCUUAUACUCUAAUGUCUCCUCAUAUAUGAAUUGGAUUUAUAAAUAUCUGAAUCAGUAGUGAAUGAGUGCCCAAAUGCCAAAGAUUGACGACAAC